ACUGUUUCGGAUUCAUUGAUUUUUCAAGAGACCUGCGGGAUAUUGGCGCAUCUGUUUAGUAAAAGGCGUUUAUGACCUUCUUAUCUAGAAAGUGAAAGCGCACGCUGCCGCAUCACUUCCUACUUAAACCGACUUUGACCAUUAGGUUUAGCCGGCGAAUUUGGUAGUUAUUACCCUCUCACUUUGUCUGGGCCUGACAUCUCACCGGCAGACGUGGUUUUCCAGGCGGGAGAUUAGUGUGUUUUGGAAUAACUGGACUUAUGACCUUAACUAUCUGGACCUCACAAACACUUAAACAAGAGGUGAAGCAUCCCGUUUAUAAUACAGACACAAGGCUGUGAGAGGAUCCAAACCCUGAAGUCCCAAGAUGAUUCCAGUUGGGAAUAACACGAAUAUUACCAUGCCGGCGGGAGCUAAAAACUCUGUCGGUUCCACCAUCGCCUCCGCUUGUUUCAUCGUCAUUGUGAUGCUAUUGACCAUCAUGGGGAAUCUGCUGGUGUGUUAUAGUGUGUUUUACUAUCGCCGAUUGAGAAGUCCAACAAAUUACCUUGUCGUGUCAUUAGCAGUGAGCGACCUUCUGGUAGGGACCCUCUCUUUACCAUUCCGACUAGCGCAACUUCUUAACGAAGAGAACUGGCCAAGCCAUUUGGGUCGCGAAGGAUGUCAGUUUUGGAUCUGGGUUGAUAUGCUUUGCAGUGGUGCCUCUAUGGUAAACCUGGCGGGAAUCUCGUUUGAUCGACUGCUGGCGAUCAAGCAGCCGUUACGUUACCGCGAGAAGAUGACCAGCAAACGCGCGCUAAUACUUAUUCUUGUAGUGUGGAUUUACGCUGCUUCAUGCGCGUUUUUAUCCUUUGUUGAAUGGGAAGGGGAGAGCACCAUUGCAGCUUACCCUCAGUGUGGUAUACGUGCAAGGGUUUACAUCACGUUGAUGGCGCUUGCAGCGUUUUUUUGUCCGCUUUUGAUCGUAAUUAUAUGCUACGGGAUGGUCCUCCAAGUCGCGAUACGCCACGCUCUUCAGGUCCAGAAAGAAAAGGAGCAAAUUGCCUUAAACGUCUCCCCGGAGCCGAACAGUAAUAAUCACGAGGAGAGCGGUGAAACAUCGCUUGCUAGCCCACCGGUUAUACGUCUUAAAACAUCUCGCUCAAGCAGCCACAGAAAAGAUAUCAACUUUGCCAAUGGACAUGCCAAGCAUCGAAAUCCUGCAUCGUCUACGUUUCACAUCAUGAAGCAAAUAAAAGCGACCAAGACGUUAGCUGUGGUCGUCGGAGUGUUUAUUCUCUGCUGGUUCCCUUUUUUUGUUAUUUUUGUGACUUUCCAGUACUGUGAUACAGAGUGUUUUGGAGAGGAGAGAAUACCACCAGCUGUGAAGAGAGUUUUGCUGAUCAUCUUCGUGUAUGUUCUGCCAGUCAGUAACUCCGCCGCGAAUCCAAUCAUUUACUCUUGUUUUAACCAGGAAUUCAGAGUAGCAUUCCUUAAGAUUUUCUACAAAAUGGUAGGAAAAAGAUAUCGCCAAAAAUACGACUAUUAUUCAACCCCAACUGCGUAUAGCUAGGGUUCAAAGAACUUUUUUUUAUUUGCCGUGCAUUCGUUGCAAGAUAAAGUGUUGACUCAGGUAGCUUAUUGCAAUGCACAUUCUAUAGAUACGGUACGUAGUACGGUUUACCGACUAACUCUGGUUUACUUACGCUGAAACUAAGGGAAACAAGAAUGUGGAUGUACCACUUUUCGAUGACAAUGGCAUUUGACCAAGUGCCUCUAAAUCAAAGCAAAUAUCACAGCUUACAAGUUCCUAUUAUAGGAAUUAUCAGAAAGAGACGAUUAGAGAGCCAAUUUAACGCACUUAUGAUAAGCCUAACAUUCAAAGCAUUAUGUAUUAAGUGUGUGAUUUCGCUAUUAGGCUGGUGUUCUGGAUAAUGCAGUAUUUCCACAAAUAAAUCGAUCUGCUUAUUGCGUA
Molecule: messenger RNA, 1954 nt
Organism: Nematostella vectensis (starlet sea anemone)
Lineage: Eukaryota; Metazoa; Cnidaria; Anthozoa; Actiniaria; Edwardsiidae
Product: tyramine receptor 1
Exons: 3
Coding region: 368-1552 (394 amino acids)
Biological process (GO): adenylate cyclase-activating adrenergic receptor signaling pathway
Cellular component (GO): membrane
Molecular function (GO): G protein-coupled receptor activity
Source: RefSeq, a predicted model, not a curated record